Molecule: messenger RNA, 525 nt
Organism: Corylus avellana
Lineage: Eukaryota; Viridiplantae; Streptophyta; Magnoliopsida; Fagales; Betulaceae
Source: RefSeq, a predicted model, not a curated record
AUGGGGAACAAGAUAAAGAACAGGGUAAAAUACAAGUACAACGAUCGAUCAAGAUUAAGGAAUCGGAGGAACCAGAGGAUUCAAGGAAAGCAUCGGUGUGAGAAAUGUGGGAAGACUUUUCGAUCUUAUCAAGCUUUGAAAAGUCACAAAACCACUUGCUACAGAGACGAAGCCGGCCAUGGCGGUAAUGAGAGAAUCUUCGAAUGCCCAUUUUGCAACAAAGUGUUUGGCUCUGGACAAGCACUGGGCGACCAUAAGAGAUCUCAUCUCUUGGCUUCUUCACCAACUGUCAGUGGUUCUGAUGAUAUCAAGCUUUGGAAAGUCACAAAACCAUUUGCUACAGAGACGAAGCCGGCCAUGGCAGUAAUGAGAGAAUCUUCGAAUGCCCAUUUUGCGACAAAGUGUUUGGCUUUGGACAAGCACUUGGCAACCAUAAGAGAUCUCAUCUCUUGGCUUCUUCACCAACUGUCAGUGGUUCUGAUGAUAUCAAACCAGCUAGCGAUGCUUGCCGGAGGCGGUCUUUGA